ACCAUGUUGAUCAAAGGAACGUUCGUUCAUACCCCCCAGCUUGGAGACCUGGAAUUUCUAGAGGAUCAUCUCCUCGCUGUCGGCAACGAUGGUUUUAUCACACACUUUCGACCCGUCGGCUCACCAGAGUCUAUCGAACUGCUUCGUGACCUCGCACCAGAGAUUACGACGAUGCCCACCGGAAGCUUUCUCUUGCCAACUUUUUGUGACCUACACCUUCAUGCACCGCAGUUUCUCUAUCAAGGCACUGGACUAGAUCUACCGCUGAUGCAAUGGCUGGACGAAUAUGCUCUCAAAGCAGAGGAGAGACUUGACGCCGAUAAAAUACUAGCAAAGCGAGUAUAUGAACGUCUCGCGCAUCGCCUCCUUCAGAACGGAACUGGAACAGUAAUGCUCUUUGGUACGAUUAAGGAGGAAACCAACUUGAUUCUCGCAGAAGCCAUGCAAUCAGCGGGGGUUCGAGCCUUUGUUGGAAAGCUUUCCAUGGACACCUCAUCCAGGCCUACAUAUGUUGAAGCAUCAGCUGAGGCAUCUCUAUCGUCUGCAAAAUCUUUUGUACACAAAUGCAGACACAUGAUGGAACAGCUGCCUCCACACCAACGUCGUAUCGAGCCGGUCUUGACACCGCGCUUCGUGCCCACUUGUUCCGACGAGUUGCUCGGAAGUCUCGGCGAUCUGUCUCGCUUGGAGUCUCUGCGAGUGCAAAGCCACCUGGCCGAAGCGCACGAUCAGGUUGAAUGGGUGAGGUCGGUACGAGGUGCUGAAGACAUUGAUAUUUUUGACCGGAACAAUCUCCUAACCCCGCGAACGGUUCAAGCGCACUGUACAUUCCUGACAAAGCCGGACUUGUCAAGGAUGGUGGCCGCGGGUUCAUCCAUUGCUCAUUGUCCACUAUCCAAUAUCUACUUCUCAACGGAGCCGUUUCCACUCCGUGAAGCACUGAGUCUUCAUGUCAAAGUGGGUUUGGGAACGGAUAUCGCGGGUGGAUACAGUUUAGAUAUCAUGAACGCGAUGCGACACGCCGUGUCCGUUUCCAGGAUACGCGAAAGUUCUCAACAUGAGAAGGACACGGAUAGCCAAGAUGCAGGAACUACACACAAGACCUUGGCUAUUGACUGGAAAGAGUCGCUAUAUCUCGCAACUCGUGGUGGGGCUGAAGCUCUUACCUUGCCGGCGAAAAGUGGCACUUUCGAAGUCGGCUCCUUCUUUGACGCACAAUUGAUUCAACUGGUCGACCCAGUCCGUCGAUUAGGCGUCGGAGCUCUUGACUUUUUCGAUCUGGAGGCGAACGGGAAUGGAGAUGUGAAACUUAACCUGGAUAUGCUUGAAAAGUGGUGGUGCAUUGGGGAUACCAAGAAUCGUGUUGGAAUGUGGGUACAAGGUGUGAAAGUGUUAUGAUCUCUUUCGGACCUUCCUGCUGCUUGAUCACCAAGAUGAAACAGUUGAAGAUUAUAUUAUAAGGACUUUGUACCAUUAUGGAUGUAACAAUGUAAUGAAGUUUGGGGAAUUGAUAAUGCUAGGGACUUGUAGGUGAAGAACCGUCACCGUGAAGUUGCAUAUCCCCGCC
Laccaria bicolor S238N-H82 is the source of this 1567-nucleotide messenger RNA. RefSeq lists its product as uncharacterized. Gene Ontology annotation, cellular component: cytosol. Bases 4 to 1398 code for a protein of 464 amino acids. The transcript is spliced from 5 exons. Gene Ontology annotation, molecular function: zinc ion binding; guanine deaminase activity. Lineage: Eukaryota; Fungi; Basidiomycota; Agaricomycetes; Agaricales; Hydnangiaceae. The record is from RefSeq and is a predicted model, not a curated record. Gene Ontology annotation, biological process: guanine metabolic process.